Messenger RNA from Psilocybe cubensis, 1872 nucleotides. RefSeq lists its product as uncharacterized. Gene Ontology annotation, molecular function: phosphatidylinositol-4,5-bisphosphate binding. Gene Ontology annotation, cellular component: exocyst. The coding region runs from base 1 to 1872 and encodes 623 amino acids. NCBI's taxonomy places the organism in Eukaryota, Fungi, Basidiomycota, Agaricomycetes, Agaricales, Agrocybaceae. The record is from RefSeq and is a predicted model, not a curated record. Gene Ontology annotation, biological process: exocytosis. The transcript has 10 exons.
AUGGACGACGAAACGGCAGAAAUCGAACUGCUUCAGCAGAAUCUAAACAAAACACGUCAGAUAUCGAAACGAAUGACAACUAUCCUCGACAGCUUUGAUACACGGUUGGCGAAGCUCGAAAAGUCUAUCCUGCCAUUGUAUACAGCAACACAGAUUCUUAAUCGAAGACGAAACAAUAUUGACCAGACACUGGCUAGAAUUGAGGACCUGUCAAGUAACCAGCAAGAUUUGGCUGCCGAUGAAUCACUCAUCCUACGAGGGCCACAGCCUGGUCAAAUCGCUGUUUAUAAGGAAGCACUUGAGCGUCUUAAUACAAGCAUCGCAUUUAAUGCUGCAGAUCUUGAUUUAGCCCACACGGCACGUCUCGUCCAGACUGGAGCGCAAAAGCUAACCCAACUCUACACCAAAGUCGUUGCUGAAGGCUCCUCAGGGAUAACCCCCGCUCCUGGCACAGAGUUAAUGAUGACAUCGUUUCCGUCUUCUUUGCUACCUACGCUAUCGCCCGUUGUCAAGUUUCUCAGGACACUUCCCCUACCAUCCACACAUCCAUCACAUCCUGCUGCCCAGACGAUCUUAGCAACUUUGAAGGAAGCCCAGCAAGGUUAUGCGGAGAUGAGGGGAAAUUGGAGUGUCAAAUGUUUGGAGGGUCAAGGGAAGCGUUUAGUCGUGCGGGCGGAGACGGUUGACCCCUUGCUAACUGGGCGAGAGUUCCGCGACUGGGUCGAGUUAAUGCUGGGAACUGCAGAAGAAGAAUACAAACUCUUGAUAGAACUCUGCCCUCUAUCGAAUCCUCCAAUGGUGUCAUCGGCAUUCGGCACACUCAUGGUCCCAAUCCUGAAACUUUUCAGCUCAGUUUUAACGCAAUUGAUAAACCUCGUCAAGAAAUCUUUGCACAAAUAUAACUUUCUCGCCCUGUCGGCAUACGAGGGAUUGCUCUCUCUUCAGCCACAUUGGGAAGAGGUUCUUUCACGUCGCGGAUCCGCUUCCGACAAGAAUGAGCUGAAGGAUGGCUUGCAAAGUUUGAGAGCUUUGUGCUUGCGCAGCUUCCCGGAGUUUUUGGCCGAUAUCAAGAUGGGCGCCAUGUCAAGGGGUGCAGAUACCAAUACGAAAUUGAUGGACUUCACAACAUCGGCAAGUCCAUCCUACACUUGGUCCCAAAUCACAGCUGACUUUUUUCAGACCAUUUCUUAUAUCGAAAGAAUUCCCCAAGUUCUAAGUGCAGUUGAAUCGGCACUGUAUGCUCUAGGUGACGGGAAUUGGAAGAUGGGCGAGGGUGUUCAAGUGGGCAAGGGUAGUAAAGACGACGACGGGACAAUUGUGGAGCACUUUAUUCAUGAUAUUGUCACCACGGCCAUCAGCAGCUUGAACACCGUUUCGCGUGGAGCUCGGCGUCCGCCUUUCAGCUCUGUAUUCCUGCUUAAUAACAUCUCAUACCUCCGGCAACACCUUCUGCUUCAACCCAAAGAUGCUAGUGUCAUCAGUCUGCUCUCGCCAUCGACAACCGAGGCGUUGAACUCUGCGUUCCGUACAGCGAAAGCAGGCUACUUUGACCUCAACUUCUCGCCGCUCAUGCAAACCCUCACUGACGAUCCCAAGGACAAGUCGAACAAGGGCGUGGCAAAGGAGAAGUUCACGCGAUUCUUUGAUCUUUUUGACGAGCUGUUGGAGAGACACAAAUUUGCCGGGGUGUUGGAGGAGGAUCCGCAGGCUAGAGCCGAGAUUGGUGAUGAGGUUAUCAUGCUUGUCGUGCCAUCGUUCCAGAGGUUCACGCAGAAGCAGAAGGACAAGGAGUUUAGUAAAAAUCCUCAGAAAUAUAUCAAAAGAUCGACAGAGGAUGUAGAAGCGCAGCUCCGAAACCUUUUUUCUCGGUAA